AAAAGAGGUAUUAAGUCAGGAUUCAUGCGUAUCACCGCCAACUAAACCAAUUAAACUUGUUGGAUAUUAUCCUGCCUAUAAACCUAAUAAUUUAAAACCGGGAAAAGAUUUUAAUAUCAGCACAUCACUCGAUUACUUAAACUAUGUUGCAUAUGGCCCAAAUGACCUUGUUAAUAAUGUUAAUAAUAUUAAUAGUGGUGGAGACCCAGUUUCAAUUUUUGGCAAACUAAAUCAUUAUUCUAAACUUAAUGAUCUGAUUGACAUUGAUUAUCCUUCGAAGUUCCAGUGCAAUCCUUCAAUAGGAACCAAUUUUUCAGAUUUCAUAAGUAGCAUAGAAUCACAAUUAUUACAAUCAGGUAUUAGUAAUACUAAGAUUUUAACGAUUACGGCAGGCCAAUAUCCUCCUGCAAAUAUGAGCUUCGAAGGCAUUAGUUUUGUAAAUAUUCAGGCAUUUCGUCUUAAUAUAAAUACCGGAAACGCAAGUGCUGGAAUAGAACAAAUUAAAGCAAUCCAAAACUUUUGGAAUUUUGCUAGCUUAGAAGAUUCAAAAUUAGUUUUAGCCGUUGAAUUUGGGGAGACACGUAAGAAGGCUGAAAAAC
Dentiscutata heterogama is the source of this 599-nucleotide messenger RNA. The record is from the annotation of a GenBank genome assembly. NCBI's taxonomy places the organism in Eukaryota, Fungi, Glomeromycota, Glomeromycetes, Diversisporales, Gigasporaceae.